Molecule: messenger RNA, 933 nt
Organism: Camellia sinensis
Lineage: Eukaryota; Viridiplantae; Streptophyta; Magnoliopsida; Ericales; Theaceae
Source: RefSeq, a predicted model, not a curated record
GCUUGCUUUGAGGAAUUUGAACAGUGUAUGCGUGCCUGGAAGCGAAAUCCCAGAUUGGUUUACUCGAGACGAGGUUUCUUACUCAAAGCCCAAAAACCGUGUGAUCAAAGCUGUAAUUGUAGGUAUUGUUGUCUCUAUCGACCAUUCCAUACAAAGAUGAUCUAAGAGAUCAAUCCCCUGUAGUAGCAGGUAUUCUAAUAACGAUCCUCAGAUUGAACGUACCAAUAUUCAAUACUACACCGCUUUUAGGAGUGCCAAAGACAGAUGAAGAUCAUUUUUACUUGUGCCGAUAUGAAAAUCAUACUCCAUUGGUUUUGUUUUUGAAAGACGGUGACAAGAUACGAGUGGCAACGCAGAACCCUUCUCCUCUCAAGGGGGUUCACCUGAAGAAGUGUGGGAUUCAUCUGGUAUUUGAAAAUGAUGAUGAUUAUGUCGGUGACGAAAAUUUCAUGCGUGAAGGUCAGCAAUCUGUAUCGCAGAAAUUAAUGACGUUCAUGGGAUCUUCUGAAGAAGAUAAACAGACCUUGGACCCUAUUUCUGAAGUUGAAAGAGAAAAGCCAGAGAGGAAACAAAGAGACGGAAAUUCAUUUGUUCUUCUCUUCAUUGUUCUUCCUUUGUCCUUCCUGCUGUUGAGUUGGUUGGUAUUCAUGUUUUAUUGUUAAGCAAUGCUAUAUAUGUAAUCUUAUUUCUUACCUUAUUUUCUCACUUGUAAAUUCAAGUGUACAGAUGAUUACUUACAGAAUGGGACACAUGUGACACGUGAGACGAAGGGUGGGGUCUCACACCCUAUUAUGUGAAAAUCUUUUGUGUUUCUAUUCUAGACGCAUGAGAAUGAGAUUCACAUUAAUAAAUGCACAUGAGAUCUCCUCAAUUAUAUGUUUAGAAGUGAGAAAAUACGGUAAGAAAUGAAAUUAUAAAUAGCAUUUUCUUUAA